CUCGACUACUUCGUACCACCGACCGUACACAGUACGUCCGUACAACUCGUCUACGGAGUAACUACUCCGCUGUAAUUAUCAAUUUGGCAAGUUCCCGCGCUGACCGCUCCUGCACGUCCCAUGUAGUUCGCUGCCUACAAGCUUGGUCCCUUCAAGGAACUUUUAACAUUCUUCCAUCAGACAGGACGACUGUGCUCGAGUAAACUACCGGCGCAAUGUCCCCGAGGUCGGAGCGCACGCCGCUCCUGGCCGACAGCCCUCGCAACUCGGAGGAGUCGACUCGCGCCGCCGAAGAAGAAGAUGCUGCCCUGCAUGGGGGCAACGCCGCCGCGACCCUCUCCUCGUCUAAUGAACACCGCCGCGGCGUGCGGGAGGUGCUCCUCUUCGUCUGGGCCGUCAUCGCCACCGCCGGCGUCAUCGUCCUCGCCGUGAUCCUCCAGCACCGCAACGCAACUUCGGGCACGCCCUCGCCGAUCUCUCCCAGCGACCCCUCCGCCGGCGGACCCUACACCGCGACGACGACGACGACGACGACGACCACCACCACCACCACCACCACCACCACCACCAACACCGACACGAAUGCCGGACUCCACUCCAAGAAACGCAACCUCAUCUUCAUGGUCUCGGACGGGAUGGGCCCGGCGUCGCUGAGCCUGACGCGCUCCUUCCGGCAGCACGUCCAGUCCCUGCCCGCGUCGGACGUGCUCACGCUCGACGCCCACUUCUGGGGCACGUCGCGGACCCGGUCGACCAACUCGCUCGUCACGGACUCGGCCGCGGGCGCGACGGCCUUCUCGUGUGGCCGCAAGAGCUACAACGGCGCCAUCGCCAUGCUCGACGGCCACCGCCCCUGCGGCACCGUCCUCGAGGCCGCCAAGCGCAAGGGCUUCCGGACCGGCCUGGUCGUCACCACCGACGUGACCGACGCCACCCCGGCCUCCUUCGCCGCCCACGUCGACGUGCGCUGGCAGAUGGACGAGAUCGCGCUGCACGAGGUCGGCGCCGGCCCGCUCGGCCGCUCCGUCGACCUCAUCCUGGGCGGCGGCCGGUGCCACUUCCUCGGCAACGGCACGCGCGGGAGCUGCCGGAACGACGACGUCGACGUCCUCGGCCUCGCCCGCGACCGGUUCGGCUGGGCCUUCAAGGGCGACCGCCAAGGGUUCGACGAGCUGCAGCUCGGCAGGAACGCGACCCUGCCGCUGCUCGGCCUCUUCGCCGACGCCGACGUCCCCUUCGAGAUCGACCGCCGCAACAUGGCCGACGUCUACCCGAGCCUGAGCGAGAUGGCCACCACGGCCCUGACGGUGCUCGACGAGGCGACCAAGCACGCCGACCACGGCUUCUUCCUCAUGAUCGAGGGCAGCCGCAUCGACCACGCCGGCCACUUCAACGACCCCGCCGCCCAGGUCAGGGAGGUGCUCGAGUACGACAAGACGUUCAAGAUCGUGCUCGACUAUCUGGCCAAGUCGGACACCGAGGGUGUCCUGGUGGCCACCAGCGACCACGAGACCGGCGGUCUAUCUACCGCUUGGCAAGCCCCUGGCGAGGCCCCCGUCUACGACUGGUACCCGGCCGUGCUGGCCAAGGCCAACGCCUCGGCCGAGCACCUCACACGGCUCCUCAACGAGCACGUGGCCGCGAACCCGGGCGAGUCAGAGCAGUCGCUCAAGGAUUGGAUCAACAAGGAGCUGGUCGUGGGCCGCCUCGGCAUCACGGACGCCCUCGAGACGGAGCUCGCCGCCCUCGCGGCCGACCCGGCCGGCGCCAACCCGGUCUUCUGCCGCAUCGUCAGCACCCGCGCCCACAUCGGCUGGAGCACCCACGGCCACAGCGCCGUCGACGUCAACAUCUACAGCUCCGGCGGCCCGGCCGCCGAGAAGAUCCGCGGCAACGUCGAGAACACCGACAUUGGCAAGUUCCUCAGCGAGUACCUCGACGUCGACGUCGACGCCAUUACCAAGGAGCUCGAGGGCAAGUUUGCCGCCCGGCGCGGUGGUGCCGACGCCACGGCCGAGACCAAAACCGGCGCCGCGGCCGAGGGUUUUGCCCUGUUGAGCGGGCAUCGCCCCGCGGCCCAGUGAUUUGAAUGACUGCAGGACAGGAUUCGGAUGGGUUCUAGAUGGGGUUCUAGAUGGAGUUCUAGAUGGCGUGCGGGAGGUUUUAUGGGGCGAGCGUUGGCGCUGGAAAUGGGAACGAAGGUUAUGCAUUGCAUCAGCCGGGCGAAUCACACCACGUGGGACAUGUUUAAGUUGUUUUUAAGUUGGUGCUAUUCUCUCUCUCUCUCUCUCUCUCUCUCUCUCUCUCUCUCAUUCAUCUACAGUGCAUCACAUCUAGCAUCGCUCAACCGCCCAGGAGCUCGUUUGUUGUCACCUACCUACAUAUGUUUCCCCCUGCCCGUCCACACCGUCGGUUUCCUGAGCCAAAACAACAAGACAUGCCCCGCGCCGGGCUACGUAGGUCGAUCCAAAACCGUAAUUGUUACCAGCUGCGAGUGGUAGCAGAGCGUCUGAACCCUUGAACCCUCCGUGAUUUGCGGGAUUGCCCCUGCCGCCGCCGGUGUUGGUCCGCCUGAGAGGUCUGACAGGUGGCGGGCCACCGCUGCUUCUGAUGGGCUGUUGGGCGUUGAGAGUGCGGUAGGAGGAGGAGGAGCCGGUACCGGAGCCGGACUGUGUGGUUGGGACUGUUACGGAACCGGCACGGCUGAAGAGGGCUGCGAAGUGGCUGAUGGGAACACGAACUGGGUGAUACGAGACAAAUCUCAAAAGGAGACACGGUCUUUUUUUUUUUUUUUUUUCC
Thermothelomyces thermophilus ATCC 42464 is the source of this 2799-nucleotide messenger RNA. RefSeq lists its product as uncharacterized. The transcript is spliced from 3 exons. The coding region runs from base 216 to 2084 and encodes 622 amino acids. NCBI's taxonomy places the organism in Eukaryota, Fungi, Ascomycota, Sordariomycetes, Sordariales, Chaetomiaceae. Gene Ontology annotation, cellular component: fungal-type vacuole membrane. Gene Ontology annotation, biological process: dephosphorylation. Gene Ontology annotation, molecular function: alkaline phosphatase activity. The record is from RefSeq and is a predicted model, not a curated record.